Molecule: messenger RNA, 1020 nt
Organism: Penicillium psychrosexuale
Lineage: Eukaryota; Fungi; Ascomycota; Eurotiomycetes; Eurotiales; Aspergillaceae
Product: Aspartate/glutamate/uridylate kinase
Exons: 1
Coding region: 1-1020 (339 amino acids)
Biological process (GO): L-arginine biosynthetic process
Cellular component (GO): mitochondrial matrix
Molecular function (GO): L-glutamate N-acetyltransferase activity, acting on acetyl-CoA as donor; arginine binding
Source: RefSeq, a predicted model, not a curated record
AUGCUGGCCCCAUUGCUGGGUCGUUGCGGGCUCCCCACUCGCGCUAGCUGGGGCUAUCUCUCUGUCCAGUCUUCGAGAGGGCAGCGGUUCUGCAUGCAUACCAAUCGUGGGAUAAUAACCCAACUGCUACGUCUCAUUGACUCCACACAGCACAUACAGCAGUAUCUCGGCCAGUUUCACCCUUCGCAGGGCGAAUCUCUGGCCGUAAUCGCUCUCGGGCCGGACUCACUCUCUCCGCCGCGAACCGCCGUGCGCGAGCAGCUCGAACAGCUUGCCGGCUCACUAGCAUUCCUACGCAGAGUCGGUCUGUUUCCUGUUGUCGUACAUGGUGAGUUAGACCUGGAUCUUCCGUCCAUAUCGAGAGUGGAGGGGCCCAACGAUCAGCCGAAUCGACUAUGUCGCAUCCGCACGACGAACUACCAGCUCAGCGCGCUCCUGGAGCAGCAGGAUGUCGAGACACGGCCCAUCUCCUCUGGUAUAUUUACGGCCGUCUCUGAAUCUGACGGCACGAUGUCCUACCAUCAGGGCCAUGUGACAGAUAUUGCCACCCAGGGAAUCAAGUCCGCUAUCCAUAAUGGCUAUAUACCGGUCGUGGCAGCAUUGGGCACUUCAUCUGCAGAGUCUCGCACGUAUGCGCUGGACACCCAUGAUGCCGUUGCGCAAUUGGCGCGAGUACUGCAACCGUUGCGUAGUAUUUUCCUCGUUCGCGACGCCUCUCCCUCCUCCAUGUCGGCACUCAUCGCUACUUCUCCCGCGAUGCACGAUCUAUCGCGCGAACUCAGGCCUCAUGCCAGUAUCAUGCUGGGGGAGGCCACGGCCUUGCGCAGCACCAUCUUUCCUGAUCCCGCGCUCUGGACGGUACUGCGUAAUGCACGGAUCGUCCAGUCUGCCACCUCUCUCCAGGAUUUUCCUUCACGAGAGGCCCUUCGCACCGCCCUUCAGCGUCACGUCAUCUCCAAUGGGGCCAUUGACAUCGAUGCACUCCUAACGCAGCUUGAGACCAGGGACUUCAUCGCUUAA